AUGGCUUCUCUCUCUAUUUUCCUUCCUCUCUUUUUCUCUCUCCUCUCCGUUACUUCUUCCUCCCCAAAUUCCAUCCUCCUCCCAAUCACAAAAGACUCCACAACACAACAAUACUUAACAACAAUUUCUCAUGGUACCCCUUUUGUUUCCACCAACGUUGUUGUUGAUCUCAGUGGUUCAGUUUUCUGGCUCGAUUGUUCUUCCAGAAAAUCAUCAUCUUCUUCUCUCCGUACAAUUCCUCAUCGUUCUCUUCAAUGUCUCACCGCAUCAAGCCACUCACAAGCAUGGCCUAUAGAUCAAGAUCAAGACAUCCCUUGUGAAAUUCUUCCCAAAAACACCAUCACAGGGAAAGUCGCAACUGAAGGAGUUCUUGUUGAAGAUGUUCUGAAACUGAAGUCAACAAAAGAUUCAAUUUUUCAACCUACCCUUGACCUUUUCUUUGCCUGUUCAUCUUCUCUUCUCUUGAGUGGUUUAUCAGAUGAUGCUAAAGGCAUUGUUGGGUUUGGUAGAUCUAGAACUUCUUUCUCAUCACAGUUUUUCAAUUCAGUUGAUUCACAGAGAAAAAUCACUUUUUGUCUCUCUUCAUCUUCUGGGUCUGUUCUACUUGGUCAAAACAACGUUUUAGAAUCUGAGAAAAUUUUCAGAUCUUUAACGUUCACACCACUUGUCACCAACCAAAACAAUGAAUAUUUCAUCAACGUUAACUCCAUCAAAAUCGGUGGCAAAAAGGUCUCUUUCAACACUCCAUCUCUGUCUCAAGAGGGCUAUAGUUAUGAGGAUGGGACUAAGCUGAGUUCUGUUGUGCCUUAUACAACCAUGCAAAGUUCAAUCUAUGCGAACUUCAAAAGUGCUUUUGUCAAAGCUGCUUUAUCUAUGAACAUGUCUAGAGUAGCUUCAGUUUCCCCGUUUGAGAUUUGUUUUGAUUCUAAAGGAGUUGGUGAGUCACAAACUGGUCCUAAUGUGCCUGUUAUUGAUUUUGUUCUCCAAAGUGAGAUGGUGAAGUGGAGAAUUAAUGGAAGAAACUCCAUGGUCAGAGUGAAUGAUGAUGUUAUGUGUUUGGGAAUUUUGGAUGGUGGUGAUGAAUUGAAGAAUCCUAUUGUGGUUGGAGGGUAUCAAAUGGAAGAUGUUUUGGUUCAGUUGGAUUUGGAUAGUUCUAUGGUUGGAUUUAGUUCUUCGCUUUUGAUUAAGGAUACUAGUUGUUCUAAGUUUAGAUUUGGUUCAAUGGAUGUUCAAUUUCAAUCUAGUUGA
Molecule: messenger RNA, 1248 nt
Organism: Lathyrus sativus (Indian pea)
Lineage: Eukaryota; Viridiplantae; Streptophyta; Magnoliopsida; Fabales; Fabaceae
Source: the annotation of a GenBank genome assembly